CAGUGGAGGGUGGAGGAAAAAAAAAAAAAAAAAGCGGAGCAACUACUCCUGUUUACAACCACAUAAUGGAGUCCAAAUGGCCAAAUACGAUUCGCAAGCGUAUAUUAUUUACUGGAUUUACGCUUUGUGUUGUUUUGGUCACAAGACCCACGUCUGCGAUCGAGAUACACGCUGAUCCUGAGGUGAUAGUACAGAACGGUACCACGGGGAUUCUUCGAUGCACCUUUAGGUCCAGCGAAGUGGUCAGCUCGGCCACCACGGUGACCUGGAACUUUCAGUCGAGUCAUCCCGACAGUCAGUACUACAAAUCUCCAUACGUGAUUUUCUACUUUACAAGUGGGAGAGGAUUCCCAGGGUCAGAGGAGUUCAAAGACCGCGUGCAGUUUAUCGGGGACAUCAACAAGAGGGACGUCUCGAUACAGCUGAGCCCAACUUAUUUCAGCGACAACGGCACGUUUUUCUGUGACGUGAAGAACCCCCCAGAUGUGAUGGGGACGCAGGCUCGAACCGAGCUCAGGGUCGUGCUGAAAGAGUCUUAUUCGCAGAACAACACCACGCUUAUAGUUGCAGGAGUUUGUGGUGCUUUAUUGGUGCUUGUGCUGAUUGCUGUGGCGGCCUGCAUUGUCAUGAGGGUACUUCACAACCGCCAUGAUUACGAAGGCUGUACGUCCUUGGAAAGCGUGAACUCUCAGGCUCCGCAGCCUCGAAAGAAGGUGGAGUCCAGAGUGGAGGGCUCCAGAUCUACCAGUCCCUCGGGUCCGCUACAGGGCCCGGUGAUAUACGCCCAGUUGGAUCACUCAGGCAGCAAAAACUCCUUCCAUAAGAUGGAGCCUGUGGUCUAUGCUGACAUUCGUAAAAACUGAAGAGGAACCGGGGACCAAAUAAAGGAAAAAAAAAAGUAAACAAAAAUCCAGUAAAAUAUGAGACCUCUCUAUCAGCUGCUCUUGGGAAGGGUGGGGAUAUCUCAACAGGGACACAAGUGGUGCAGUUUCUCUCUCUCUCUCUCUCUCUCUUUCUCUCUCUUUAAAAUUUUGUCCUCUGAAAGCAUGAUGAUAUUAUACGAUAAAGUAAUGUCUCCAUGUGCUUUGUUGUAAAAACAAGAGAAAAAAAAGCUAUGAAAACACUCAAAGUCGAUGUUCCACCACUCCGUUACACCAAAACUGUUCUCCAAAAAAAACCAGGGGCACACAUAAAAACGAGAAAGCCUUCGGUUAUCAUUCCAAGUAUUAUUUGUUUGUUUUGUUUUUGUUCUUGUAGCUUUGUGCCCCCCCCCCCGUCCCCCCAUUAAAGGUUUAGCAGGCUGUUGCACCAACUCAACAGUCCUACUUAAGAUGCUCACACCUGAACCGAGUGAGCCCCGUUUAAUAAAACGAAGCGAAACAAAAAACAUUGGUGCGUUAAACUGUUUCUUCCAGAGAGAAGAGACGUUAUAAAGCAGAUAUUUGAACGAUACGCUCACUGUUUGUCUUACAUCGCCUUCUCAUUCAUUGAUCACUUCUGCCGAAACUUUGGUGCUUUUUAUUGGCCGGUGAGACUGGUCUGAAACUGUACAAACAGCAACAUCAGUAAAGAUCAAAGAAAAUCUACCAACGUCAAAACCUCAAGUUACAUUUUUUUGUUAGAAACUGCAGACUGUAGUCGUCACAAAGUUGCACCUGUGCUCUUGUCUGAUCCAAACUGUGCCGCAUUUAGAUCAAUGUAAAGAGAUGUAGUGUGGUCCAAGUGUGUGCUCACAGUGUUAAAAGUCCCAUUAAUGAGCCGGGCAGACGCUCCACCGUUUUAUUCUCCUUUGUUUACAGGCUUCUGAUCUCUGCGCGUCUCUGUCAUCCUGAAAACCCGAUUGGUUCAUCAACAAGUCAGAGUUCAGACUGGGCAAGUUUUUCCUGUUCUGAUGGGCCACUGUGUCACAUUACAUGAUUAUAGAGUCAUAAAAUCUUUCUACACCUGAGACGAUGAUGGCACUGAGAAGGAGGUGCUUGUAAUUUCCAGGGUAGAAAAAAAAGUAAACACGUGGAGUCAACUGAAGUUGUGUGUAUGACACACUAUGACUCACUCCUUCAGAUAAAAUUUGUAACUUCUGUUCACAGAGAACAGCUUGUGCAGCGCUUUUGGACAAAUUUCAUACUUUUUUUAAACUCCCAUCUAAACGAGGAAAGAACCCCUGCAUUCAGUGAUCACUGGAAUAUUAAAAAGAACGUAAUUUGUAGAAUUAAAGCACAAAUUUUACAAAAUGUGAAACUUCAAGCUGCUCAGUCCUGAUAGUUAACACAAUGAUCAUCCCAGGGGAACAAAAAAGAAAGUACAUUUACCGAUAUUGUUUCUAUGAUAAAGAGUAAAUAUGUCUCCCAGCAUAGUGCUGGUAAUGCACAGCGUCAGUUUUUGUCAGUUAUGCUGCACUGCAUGAGAUAAAAUGACCAAAGUUUGUGCAAUGUGUCAUCUCAGAUUAGAAAGUAAUUAGGGGUAAUAUGUGUUGUCUGAACUCAAACCCAGUCAAAUUAAAAAGGAAAAACACUACUUUGAGUAAAAGGAUUAAAUCUUUAACAGCAGAAGAAUAACUUCUGACUGAAACGGCAACAUUUUUUUUCUCCUGGUGGAAGUUUAGACGUCCUGUAGUGUGAGUGAGCGGUGACCCUUAAAGCGGACUCGACCUGUACUGUAACGUCUGUCUGUCUGCCUUCAUAUCAUCGACUUCGCUAACAGCUGGUGCAACAGUCUGCCGAAGCCACGGCUCCCUCUCCAUCGUCUGGCUCUUCCAUAGUGAUGUUGUUCUGUAGAGGCGAGUGAUGUAGAUGUAGAAUUUUUUUGUUUGUUUGUUUUGUUUUGUUUUUUACACCGCCUUCGGUAACUUUGCAUGCAGAUAUAAUGACAUCUAAAGAAUAACUUUGGUACUGCUCGGCUGGUUUAUUUAAUUUUUAAGAGCAGAAGCAGCCGUCUGACGUUGGUGUUACUGUGAAUGCUUCACUUCUCUGUAAACUCCCGGCAUGUCGUUGUGGUACCGGUAAAGACGCCGCAUUUAGAUUUUCACCUCAGUGGAAAAUUCCGUACGUUUAAGUUUCAGUUGCUGUCACUUUUUUUUAUUUUUCAUUGUCCCAGUUUGUGUACAUAUAAACACAUGGACAAUGCAACCCAGGUAGAUUUAUGCGAUUUCUUUGUUUUUAUUAAAGAGCCAUGGGCAGUUUAUUUCUUUAUGUUGAAAUAUGCAUGUUAGGUUCAAUUGAGGUGAAAGAUCUCCUUCCUAUGAAAACUGGGCGAUGUUAUUUUGUGCAACAAUACACACAUUUGCAUGCAAUUUACUAACAUAACACACAUUAUUAUGAGACUAUCCGUCCUCUUUUUCUUAUUUAUGCAUAAUAUAAAGCUCUUUGUCAAACUAAUGGGCCAAAUAUCUAAUGCCAACACUUUCCGAUUUCAGAUGCUUUAAAUACAUUCCAAAACUUUUGUUUUCUUCCAAAAAGCCAAAUUUAUGUUGUAAUUUCUUUGGUUUUUGUUAACGCGAAUAUUUGUGUUGCCAUCUUGAUUCCUUCAGCUUCGUCUUGUGAUUCCAAAUGCAGUAAAACUCCAUGCUGACCAGUG
Molecule: messenger RNA, 3573 nt
Organism: Maylandia zebra (zebra mbuna)
Lineage: Eukaryota; Metazoa; Chordata; Actinopteri; Cichliformes; Cichlidae
Gene: mpzl1l
Product: myelin protein zero-like 1 like
Cellular component (GO): focal adhesion; cell surface; plasma membrane
Source: RefSeq, a predicted model, not a curated record